This is a messenger RNA of Labeo rohita (rohu), 2977 nucleotides long. RefSeq names its product cilia- and flagella-associated protein 69-like. NCBI's taxonomy places the organism in Eukaryota, Metazoa, Chordata, Actinopteri, Cypriniformes, Cyprinidae. Gene Ontology annotation, cellular component: sperm midpiece; non-motile cilium. The coding region runs from base 76 to 2685 and encodes 869 amino acids. Gene Ontology annotation, biological process: response to odorant; olfactory behavior; positive regulation of flagellated sperm motility. The transcript has 22 exons. The record is from RefSeq and is a predicted model, not a curated record.
GUCCUGUUGCAGCCGCUGCUGCUGUUGUUAUGAUGCGCUGCUGAAGAUGAUCGGACUCGAGCUGUGAGAUCAGACAUGCUGUCCAGCGCGCCGCACACCAGCGGCUUCAUCCACAAACGCGUCCUGAGCGACAGGAAGCUGCAGUCUGAGGCGGCGAGGUUCACCGAUCUCUCCCGAGUCCUUCAGCUGCUGCAGGAUCCGCUCUCAUCCUCGUUAAAAGAAAGGCAGAUUUUCAUCUUGAAGAAGGUGGUAAAGCGAUGCCAGCGUGGAUUUCUUUUGAGGGAUCUCACUGACAUAUUCAAGAUUAUAAACCUUUGUGCCGAAAGAGUGUCCGAUCAUCCGGAAUAUGCCAGGAUCCUCUGUGAUUUACUUCAGAUAUGCGGUCUUCCCUUCCUGAAGGAGAAAUCCUCCGAUGAGAUGAACUACGCCGCUGUGGUGACAGACUGUGUGUCUCAGAUGGGUUAUCUGAUGAGGAUCCCGGUGCCGGAGGUCCGACUGCAGAUCUGUUCGUCUGUGAUCGCCUUCUACAGCCGCGACAAACACAAACCCAGCUUUGAUGGCGUGUGUCCCACUCGUCUGGACUACAGGGCUCUGAUGGUGGAGCGCAGCGGUCUGGCCGAGACGCUGGUCAUGUCUCUGGCUCUGAUGGAGGAGCAGCUGCCGGUCAAACUGCGUCUCCUGCAGACGCUGCAGAUCCUGUCCAGAACAUCAGAAGUCAACUGCGGUCUGAUGCUGAGAGCUCAGGCCGCGCAGAAGAUCUGUUUCCACAUGAGCGAAGGCGACCCGUCCGGACAGCUUCUCUUCAGAUCCUCCGAGAUCCUGUGGAACCUGCUGGAGAACGGCUCUCGAGAGGAAGUGACGGCGCAGCUCAGCAACGCCGACUGCAUCGCAUCUCUGAAGGACGCGUUUCUCCAUCUGCUUCUGAACGGUUUCCGUCAUUACGACCGUCAGCUGAGGAACGACCUGCUGGUGCUGCUGUCUCUGAUCGCCGAGAAUCCCGGCGCUCCUCUGAUCGAGAGCGGCUUCAUCAAGCAUCUCACGCUGUUCGUCACGUUUCCCGAGCUGAAGAGCCACAAUCCUCUGGUGCGAAACCUCAAACUGUCCUUCAGCCACGAGGACUUUGAGAUGAAGAAGCUCCUGCUGAACAUCAUCGUCGUCCUGUCGAAAGAUCUGGCCGCGCUGCAGCUGUUUAAGGAGGGCCGUGUGAUGCUGGCUCUGAUGCUGCUCAUUAAGCCGAGCUCGUCUGCGGUGCGGAGCGGGAGGCGCAGCUGGACGUCCAGUCAGCAGGAGGAGCUGCAGCUGCAGGCGCUGUCCACUCUGAGCGCACUCGCUCCUGUGAUGCUGGACGACUACAUGACCUGUCAGGCCAACACCUGCCUGCUGCUGCUGCUCGACUGGUGCCUGCAGGACGACUCCUCCAGUGGGCGGGGUCACGGUUUCCACGGCAGCGGAGGCCGUGGCGGGAAGAAGGCUCAGAUGCGCUACUGUGUCCGCGUGCUCAGAUCCGUGGCGUCCGUGGAGAACGAGCCGCUCCAGCAGGAUCUGUGUGAUCAGGGCGCCGUCGGGCAGCUCUUGGGUGUGCUGCGCUGGUUCGUCGGGAGGCCGGAGGAGGAGGACGCUGUGGCUCUGGAGAUUCAGAUGGACUGUCAGCUCGUCCUGUCUGUCCUCUGCGAGGGAGACAUGCACAGGAAGGAGCUGUUCGGCAGCGACGGGGUGGAGAUGCUGAUCCAGUAUCUGAGCCUGGACGCGGCGCUGAUCUUCAGCGGUCUGGGUCAUAAUAAACUGCUGCUGUCCACCGUCGACUGUCUGUGGUCGUGUGUGGUGGGAUGUUUCGUUACGGAGGACGCGUUCGUGGCGGCUCGCGGUGUGGGUCUGCUGCUGCGGCUGCUGCAGCGGAGCCCCAGACGCAUGCUGACGCCGCUGAUGGCCGCGCUGCUGGAGCUGUGUGAGAAUCCGCAGGCCGUCGCGCAGCUGCUGCACUGGAGCGGAGAGAGAGACGCCACUGCACCACAGCUGCUGCUGCACAUCUGGAGGACGGAGGAGGAGCGGAUGGGCGUCACGCGAGACCCGCACGGGGUGAUCGCAGAUGUGAAGCGUCCGAUUGUCUCUCGGCAUCAGGAAGAAUCAUCAUCAUCAUCAUCAUCAUCACAUGAUGUCAGUGCUGCUGUCAGAGACGUGUCAGAAAACCUGCGUGCAAACAUCUACUGCAUCUUCUGCAAACUGGGAUUUGAGGGUCUGUCAGGUUUGAGCGCCGAAGAUCACGUCACGCUCAGCAUCAUCCACCGAUACCUGGACUUCAAGGUGGGUGAGGUUGUGCACGAAGUCGCGACUGAGCUGUCGAACGAGGGAGCGACGCCCGUUCCGUCGGAUGAAGCGGCGCUGAAGAGCAUCCGGGCGGUCAGUGAAGCCACGGCUGAGAGCGUGCGUUCUCUGCAGCAAAGCAUUCUGGGCCGUCGGCAGCAGGAGGAGCAGCAGGAGGAGCGGAGGCUGUAUAAAGAGAUCCGCUUCACUCAUAAGCAGAGAGAGAUCGCAGCAGAGGCCUGGAGAAAUUACGUCGCCAGAACCUCAAACUACAGCGUCCUGAAGGCGUUCAGGCGUCUUCAGGAGCAACGGAGCACCGGCGAACCCGACGCGCCAUCGGACGGCGAGACGCAGGAGCCUCCGAACACGCUCUCAGAUCAAUGAACCAGCCAAUCGCUAUAUAGAGAGAAUACGUAGCCAACUCAGUUCAUUUCAUACCACAUAUAUGCACUGCUGUUCAAACGCUUGCAAUCAUUAAAGGGACAGUACACCCAAAAAAUGGGUGAACUAUCCUUUUGCCUAGCAUAAGCAUCCUAGUGGUCGUUUCUGGACCAGUGAGAUUCUUCUAACAGCAGAAAUGACGAGUCUCGAGUAAAGCCAGAUGUAAACGCUGAAUGUUAUCCGUGAUGACUGUGCAGACGAGCAUUCGAAUAAUGACUAAUAAAUAAGACAGCAG